AUGGCUCCCAAGGUCGGUAUCAACGGCUUCGGUCGUAUCGGACGUAUUGUCUUCCGUAACGCCAUCAACUCUGGUGACGUCGAGGUUGUUGCCGUCAACGACCCCUUCAUUGAGACCCACUAUGCUGCCUACAUGCUCAAGUACGACAGCACCCACGGCCAGUUCAAGGGUACCAUCGAGACCUACGACCAGGGCCUCAUUGUCAACGGCAAGAAGAUCCGCUUCUUCGCUGAGCGUGACCCCGCUGCCAUCCCCUGGGGCCAGGAGGGCGCUGACUACGUUGUCGAGUCCACUGGUGUCUUCACCACCCAGGAGAAGGCCUCCGCUCACUUGAAGGGUGGUGCCAAGAAGGUCAUCAUCUCUGCUCCCUCUGCCGAUGCCCCCAUGUUCGUCAUGGGUGUCAACAACACCGAGUACAAGAAGGACAUCAACGUUCUCUCCAACGCCUCUUGCACCACCAACUGCCUUGCUCCCCUCGCCAAGGUCAUCAACGACAACUUCGGUAUCGUUGAGGGUCUCAUGACCACCGUCCACUCUUACACCGCUACCCAGAAGGUCGUCGAUGCCCCCUCCAACAAGGACUGGAGAGGUGGCCGUACCGCUGCCCAGAACAUCAUCCCCAGCUCUACUGGUGCUGCCAAGGCUGUCGGCAAGGUCAUUCCUUCCCUCAACGGCAAGCUCACCGGUAUGGCCAUGCGUGUCCCCACCGCCAACGUUUCCGUUGUCGACUUGACCUGCCGCCUCGAGAAGGCCGCCUCCUACGACCAGAUCAAGCAGACCAUCAAGGCUGCCUCCGAGGGCGAGCUCAAGGGUGUUCUCGGCUACACUGAGGACGACAUCGUCUCCUCCGACUUGAACGGUGACGACCACUCCUCCAUCUUCGAUGCCAAGGCCGGUAUCGCCCUCAACCCCAACUUCGUCAAGCUUGUCUCCUGGUACGACAACGAGUGGGGUUACUCCCGCCGUGUUGUUGACCUCAUCUCCUACAUCGCCAAGGUCGACAGCCAGUAG
Aspergillus homomorphus CBS 101889 is the source of this 1011-nucleotide messenger RNA. RefSeq names its product glyceraldehyde 3-phosphate dehydrogenase GpdA (gene gpdA). Gene Ontology annotation, molecular function: NAD binding; oxidoreductase activity, acting on the aldehyde or oxo group of donors, NAD or NADP as acceptor; NADP binding. The record is from RefSeq and is a predicted model, not a curated record. NCBI's taxonomy places the organism in Eukaryota, Fungi, Ascomycota, Eurotiomycetes, Eurotiales, Aspergillaceae. Bases 1 to 1011 code for a protein of 336 amino acids. Gene Ontology annotation, biological process: glucose metabolic process. The transcript has 7 exons.